Messenger RNA from Triticum aestivum (bread wheat), 1037 nucleotides. Its product is annotated as iron sulfur cluster assembly protein 1, mitochondrial-like. The transcript has a single exon. NCBI's taxonomy places the organism in Eukaryota, Viridiplantae, Streptophyta, Magnoliopsida, Poales, Poaceae. Gene Ontology annotation, biological process: iron-sulfur cluster assembly. The record is from RefSeq and is a predicted model, not a curated record. Bases 271 to 825 code for a protein of 184 amino acids. Gene Ontology annotation, molecular function: iron-sulfur cluster binding; iron ion binding.
UCCUUUCUUUCUCCCCUCGCUCUCUUCUCCUUCCUCUCUCCCCUCCCAAUCCAAUCCAAGCCCUCCCGAUCCAAUCCAGGUCAACCACACGAACCUUGCCGCCGGCCCACCCCUGGUUUUAGCGCGGGUGCGGCGACGCGGUCCUGCCGUUGCGGGAAGGUGCGCCGGAAGCGAAUGCGCAGCAGCGAGAACGCCGUCUCCACGCGCGUCGCCGCCAUCAUCGCCUCCAAGCGCCGCCGCAAGACCGGCAAGCGUCGCGGCUGAGAGGGCAUGUGCUUCUCCCUCCCUUGCCCCGAAGACCCCUUCAACGAGUGCCACGGCAAGAAGCGCAAGACCGAAGACGCCGCCGACACCAACGACGACCACAAGAAGAAAAGCAAGGGUUCCAAGAAGCAGGAGCGGGCCGGCGCGGGAGACUCCUCCACCGGCGCGGCGGUGUUGGGGGCGGUGGCGGCGAGGAGGGGGUGCCACGAGUGGGUGGUGGACCACUAUAGCAACCCGCACAACGUGGAGGCGUUCGACAAGAACGACGCCGACGUUGGCACCGGCCUCGUCGGCGCGCCCGCCUGCGGGGACAUCAUGAAGAUGCAGAUCCGCGUCGACCAGGCCUCCGGCAGGAUCGUCAAUGCCUGCUUCAAGACCUUCGGCUGCGGCUCCGCCAUCGCAUCCUCCUCCGUCGGUGAGCAAGCAUACCGCCCCCUCGGUUUCCUUCCUCCGCUAGCAGCUAGUCUUCUUUAUAUUUCUGUCACGUGUGCUUGUGUUCAUGUUCUUCAGGCAUUAAUUUUUAACACCGCACCAAAUCACAAUAAUAAGAGCUUCAUCUGAAUCCAUGUCAUAAGAGCUUCAUCUGAAUCCGUGUCCAUGCGGUUUUUUUACCUUUUAAUGUUGAUAUGUAAGCCCAUCUAAAGGAGUUUGUCAUUCAUUCCUUACAAUUGUCACAGAAAUUAAUUAGUUUGCAUCUAACUGUAGAUAUCUGCAACUAUCUGUAUUUCACACAUUCAGAAAUUGACAUGGUCGCCACCACCGACUGCGAGCGG